UCCAAAUGGAAGGAGAAAACUACCAAAAGAAGCAAGAAAGGAAGCAUCGGAAGAUAAACAAAAAGAUGGGGUGCCCCUCCCUCCGCUCUUAAACCCCGCAUCUUAGCCCCUUAUGAUCAUUUCCCCUCCAAAACUUGGACCCUUCAAAAAAUUCGAUAUUUCCUCCUUUUCUAUUCUCAUUGGCCACUGCCUCUCUCUCAACUCCCUUCCCUCCGCCCAAACCCUCCAUUCCAACCUCAUCAAAACCGGCCUCCACCGCCACACCUUCCUCGCCAACCGCCUCCUCGACCUCUACUCUCGCCUCGGCUCCACCACCUCCGCCUUCCGAGUCUUCGACGAAAUCCCCUCCAAGAACGCCUUCUCGUUCAACAUUCUUCUCGCUCUGCUCUCCAAGACCGGCCGCAUUCACGAAGCCGCCAGCUCUUCGAAGAAAUGCCCCUGCGGGAUACUGUCAGCUGGAAUUCCAUCAUCUCCGGGUGCAUCUCCAAUGGCUUGUUCGAUGAGGCCUCUGAACUGCUCUACGAAAUGCAAGAACUCGGCGCGAGGUUCAGCGAGUACACGCUGUCCCUCGCUGCCUCCUGUGUCUCCGAUGCUCGGCACGCCAAACAAGUGCACGGGUUUCUCAUCCGUAGCGGCUCGAAUUCAUCGAACACCGUGGUUGGCAAUGCACUUAUUGAUAUGUAUGGAAGGGUUGGAGUCGUCGGUUACGCUUGCGGUGUCUUUCGAGCCAUGGAGGACCUCGAUGUCAUCUCUUGGAAUUCGAUGAUCUCGGUUUACGGCAACUCAGGUCAUGGUGAGAAGGCAUUGGAGUGUUUCCGUUCGAUGAGAGCUCAUGGGUUUCCAAUUGAUGAGUUCACGGUGUCGUCGGUGAUCCAUGUUUGCGCCGACCUUGGGCAUUUGGCCAAGGGUGAGCAACUUUUGGCCCAGUGCUUCAAGAUGGGAUUCCUUUCGAAUUAUGUAGUUUCUAGUGCUGUUAUUGACCUGUAUUCCAUGUGUGGCAGACUGGACAAUUCAAUCCGGCUCUUCCAAGAAAUGGACAGAUGGGAUUCGGCGCUCUUCAACUCCAUGGCAUCAACCUAUGCACGAAGCGGGCUUGUGCAUGAAGCUCUGAGGCUCUUUGUGCUGGCUCUGAGGAAGGAAAUCAGGCCGACGGGAUUCACCUUUGCAAGUAUUCUGCGUUCAAGUUCCUGUUUUGGGUUGACCGAGCAGGGAACGCAGAUCCACUGUUUGGUUUUUAAAUUGGGUUUUGAGGCAGAUUUGAUUGUUUCUAGUGCUCUUGCAGACAUGUAUACUAAGUUAGGAUCGACGGAAUCAGCUAUGAAAAUUUUCUCAGCAAUGGCUACCAAGGACUUGGUCUUCUGGAAUACCAUGAUCAUGGGCUUAGCUCGAAAUGGGCAAGGCACAGAAGCUCUAAGAAUCUUCAAAGAAAUGCAAGAGAGUGGUAAUAAACCUGAUAGAAUUACUCUUGUCGGUGUUUUAUCUGCUUGCAGUCAUGAAGGCAUGGUCCAUGAAGGAAAGAGAGUAUUUUCAUCCAUGGAGAAGAGAUAUCGGGUGGUACGAGGUCUGGAGCACUAUAACUGCAUGGUGGACAUGAUGGGCCGUGCAGGGAGGCUGAGAGAGGCAAUGGAGAUUAUAGAGACUAUGCCUCGCAAGCCUAUUGCAGCAACAUGGGAAUUGCUUCUUGAAGCUUGCAGGAUUCACAGGAAUGUGCGGCUGGAAGAAAUAGUUGCAGAGAAAGUGAUGGAGUUGAAGCCUCGCUCGUCACUUCCUUAUUUUGUAUUAGGUCGGAUGUAUGGUACAAGAGGGAGGUGGGACAGCAUGGCUCGAGUGUGGAAGACCAUGCGAGAGAGAGGUGUGAAGAAGGUCAGUGGAUGCAGUUGGAUUUGCAUCAGAAAUCUUGUCUUUGUUUUUAAAUCUGAUCAGAUAUUGCAUUAUGGAGGGGAAGAGACAUACCUGGUGUUGCGUUUGUUGUGUUGGGAGAUGGAGGGUGAGGGAUAUGUUCCUGAACAGCAUGCAGAAUUUGAGGAUCAAGAAGAGUGAGGCUGAUAAUGCAUUGCUGGAUGUCUUUUUGAUGGAUUGAAGUGAAAUACUGAAUUUCAUGGGCUCUAAUUUUUAGGCUAUUUUUUGUGUUUUAUAUUCCUUGAAGUGGAAAACACUAAACGGCCUUUGUCUAAGCUCCACAGAGCUUUCACAAGGUUGCUUGAGCUCAUCUUGUGGGUUGAGCUGCAGAAAUUUAGGCUUCAGAUAAUCAGUCUGGCGCUUAUGGAAAGGAAGGUGACUAUUAGCAUACUUACCGGCAUAAGCAACUGGAAAAUGUUUGCUUUUAACUUGCUUGUUGGUUGAUGGAUGGUCAAUCAAUUUGGAUUAUUUUAACAAUAGGUCGGAAGGAAAAUUGCUUGUUACAUUUCAAAACUGACAACAUCAGAUGACACCUCCAAGAUUACGCUUCCAUUGUAACUCUAGAGAACCACAGAACUGAACCUUUUUCCAUGCAUCAUGAAUGACAGGGAGAAGUAUACUGGGUCAAGCAACAGUUCUUCCUACAUUACCUAAAGGUUGUCACUGAGGCGUUAAAUUUUUCACAAGGGGAAUAUCGCUAUAGAUCGGAACAGGAAGAUAUGUCCCAGAAAACUUACAGACGUUGAAGCAGGUGAUAUCCGAUCCUCCACAGCUGUUCUUGCCUGCUUAUCCAACACUGUUGGCACUUUAGGUAGCAUUCCGAUAACUGGCCUUCUGAAUGGUUCUCUCUGUUGAAUAUACUCUUUCAUUAUUGUAGCAGUUCUUGUUGUAUACACAAAGUACUCGUAUGUUUACACACUAAGGGUGGAAAGACCCUAUUUGAUUAAUUAUAUCACAAGAUUUUACAGAUCAAUCAUCAGGGAUUGGUUCAAGAAAUGAAGUACAGAUGAUCAGACCUUUUCUGAGCAAAGAGCCAAAGGGAGACACCAUGCCUUGUAUACUCCUCAAUCAGUUGAUAUGGUAACAGAUGUUAAGAAGUUUUCUAGAGUUUCACGUUUACAACCUUUUUGAGUUUAGAUGCGGUGGUGUGGUUCAAAGUGGCUGGUCACUUAUUUUUUGAGAGAACAGUGUGGCAGAUUACUUACAUCUGCCUUUUGACCUUUUAGUGAUGCUACAUACAGCAACAAAUUUUCGCCUCAAAAAUUUGCAGGACAUCUCUAUUUGUGUAUCUACAUGUCAUAGUGUUAUCACAGGAAUGAGGCUUCGAGCAAUAUUGAACUCCCAAGAAGAUACUUCUUACCUUCAUGGGUAACAAGCUUCAGUGGAUAAGGUACUCUUCGGGUAGCAAGCUUCAGUGGAUAAGGUACUCUGCUAUGUCACCCACUGCUAGUGUUAGUAGGUUGUGCAAAUUAUCCGAUCUUGUAAUCAAAUCGACAUAUAUAGAAUUGAUUUUCUCAAGAAAAAUAUAUAUGAAAAUUAGAGACAAACCCAUAGUAUCUGGACCUAGAGGUGCAAAGAGAUUUGUUGGUUUCAUGAAAAGUGCUUUUGUAAAUCCUGAUUUUUAUUAACGCGUAUUUAACAAAUAAUGUGAUUAUAAAGCCUGUGUUAUUACCAUGUUAUGUAGGGAACUGAGAAACAAAAAUUCAACAGAAAAGGAGACAAAGAAGGAAGAUGAGGAGGUCAACAAUUGUUGUCUAAGCUAGUUAGCAUUUCUCAUCUUGAUGGUGGCACAUUGUAUCACAAUCCUUAAAAAAAUGAAAAAAUGAAAAAAGAUGAGGAGGAGAGUGUAGAAAGUGAGAGAACCGGAGAUAGUGAAAGGAAUAAAAAAGGGAACUUUGAGGAGAGUCGUGCAAGGGGAGUAGACAAGCAGAGAGGAGUCUGAGGGGGUGGAUGGACAAAGGGGGGAGUGAGAGAGAGCAAGGAUGGUGGAGGAGGUGAGUUGGGGUAAGAUUAUUUCUUAUGCAAGAAGAAUGUGAUUAGGGGAUGAAGACUUGGUCUUUUGAAGGUUGUGCAUAAAAGAACAUGAAGGGGGAAAGAACCCUUAGAUAUUUCAUAAAACUAAAUUUUAUUUAGGUAUAUUAACAAACAUAUAUUAACAAAAUCUAAUGAAAUCUUGUUUUAUGAAACAUAUUCUCAAAAUCUAGACAUUAAACAAUUAAAUUGCUUUAUAAAAUUGUAAUUUAGACCUAAGCUGGAAGUAGGGAGAUGUGACUAAUUUUUGAAUAAUUCUUUGACAUCACUAGGGUAUUAAUUUUCAUAGCAAUGCUUGAAUCUGUACAUGUUAGUGGUGAAGAGUGUCAGCACCUAUCUUGUUUAUCUUUUCCACAUUUCCAUAUGUUACUUAUGUAGAAACUUUAAAUCAUAUUAUAAAGAAAAUCCUUUUCUCGUGUAUUUCUUUUUCAAAGAAAAAGAGGGAGGCCUAUCUGUACUAUACCUACCUAAAUUCUGAAUUAGGUAACUAUCCAAGAUCCAAACACAGAACUCUAGUUGCUUAGCAAAGAGUAAUGGCCACCUGGGAAAACCCAUUUCUCAAGGAAUUCAUUUGGGUGCAAGUAACUUAAAAUUUCUCUGAGGCAUAAUGGAUUAGGUAACCCAAUUACAUUAAAAAAUGUCAUUAGCUUCAAUAAUUUGAGUAGGUCUGCAAAUUUGUACAGAGACCAUUAGUUUACUUGCAUUAUUAUAAAAGGGUGCUCACCAAAUGCCUAGCUAACUUAAUCUUCUUCCUUACAGUUUGUCAACGUCCAAUUGGAAGACACAAACUUCUAGAAGAAAAUCUUUGUCACCAUCUACAAUCAAUUAACUUGAAGUUUCGAUAUCGGGUCACCUUGGUGUCCACAGUUCCACUGAGAAAAACCUUUGUCACCAUCUACAAUCAAUUAACUUUUUAACGCUCGUUAUCAGGUCCCCUGGUGGACAGAGUCUAACUGAGAAAGCAUCAUGGCGAAGCCAAUCAUGCUUCCAUGAGAGGAACAAAUGGCGUCUACUUAUGCUAUCAAGAAAGCUGGGGAGAUACGUUAUGAUGAAGGUUUAGUUCUUUUUCGUGGGGCAUUGCAGUUGUUAUCAGACUCAAGGUAUUACGUAGGAUGGAAAUUAUGACCAUAAUAUUUAGCAAUUUUUCCAUCUGGUACCAAAGUUUGAAAUAUUUUAUUUAGGCCAGCAUACAGCCAGGUGGAAAUAAAAUAAAUUAUUUUAAUAUUUUUAAGAUAAAUUUAUAUUACAUAUCUUAUUUUAUCAUAAAGAUUUGACUUGAUGAUUCAUAUAAUAAAAUGCAAAAUAAAUAUCAAACUUUUGAAAUAUGACUGGAGAUAGAGAAUUAGAUAGUAAAGAUUGGUAUAUGAAUGACAGAUUGUGGGAGAUAAGGUUAUUAUAGAAGAAAAUAGAUAUAGAGCGGAAUAAGAGAUUAGUUAGGAUAUAGAUGACAAGAAUUUGGAGUUAAAUGUGGGAAGAAUAAGAUGGAAAGAAAUGAUUGGUUAUGUGCAUAAUUUUUCUUUCCAAAACACCUAUAUUAAAAAUUAUUAUAUAAUAAAAUUUAUUUUGUGAAUCAAAUAAGAUUUCAUAUAUGGGCAAAAUUGACUGAUCCGAAGAAUACCCUAACGCUCUUUUUAAUAUAGUGUCAACAAACAAUACAAAUGUUAAAUAAUGGCUAUUAUUUAUAUUAUGUAGUAGCCAUUAUAAUGAAAUAACAAUGAAAUAAUGACCAUUAUUUAGAUUCUCUAUAUUGAUCUAUAUGUAAUAUUUUCAUCUCGUAAACCAUUACAGCAGCCGCUAUAACAAUGCUAUGGCUAUAUUUCAAACCAUUUUGCUGUUUAUUAUGUUUAGGCAACAUCUAAACCAACAAAAAGCAGAAAAAAGUUCAGAAUUAGUGUCUUUUGCUGGUAUCUAUCAUUUGAUGCAGCCUCUUAAGCAGGCGAUAUUUAUGCUAAUUUUUCAUAUUAUUCAUCUAUUCUCAUACUAAUAUUUAGCCUUUUUUUUUGUGCGUGUGAUAUGCCGACUGGAUGGACCAGACCGCCAUUGCACACCUAUUAGGUUUGAGAUUUGCUGUUGUAUUGUUAUUAGGAGACAAAAUGGUCAAAAAGAGUGUACGGGCUUCAGGCAAAUACGUCGUCUUAAAACAAUCAAUAUACGUGGGAUGAACGUUAUAAUGUACAGUCUUCAUGCUUCCCUCUGGAACACGGCGAAGAUGAUCACAACCAUGCAUUAGAUAAGAUGACAUGAGUGUUACCCAUGCAAACCUAAUCUGAUUCCAAACAAUCAUACACUAUAUAAAAAACAAACAAACAAAUAGUAGGAACUAGUGCUUGUCCUUAGGAAGACAAGAGAAACAGCUAGGAAAGGAGGAGAUGCCCCUUGCGUAUGUGCUCGUCCACAAAUCCUUUUCUUGACCUCGUUGGAUUUUAUAAUAGCACCCUAUCAACCAUGCAGCAAACAGAUCAAAAAGUUUUAGGCAGCAUAAGGACAUAGGCCUUUGUCUAUAAAAGGAUUUGCUGUUGGUGAUAUGCUGCAAUAGCUCAGGCGGCUUCUUCGGCUCUGCUCCAUUAACACAAUUCUCCCCCUCGAUCCAUCCAACCUGCUGCCUCUUCACUAUGCUUUCUGUCCAGCAAGAUUUGGCUGUUUGCUUCAGCUUCCCCACUCCUACUUGCAUCAUGAACGAGUGUUCAAAUGAUAUCGAGUUCGAUGCAUGGACUGAAACAAUCAGAGGUGGACCAUGGAACCUUGGAGUCUAUAGGAAUUAUGGCCAUUAUGGCAGUCCAAGCAGUCAUGGAUUCGGCUGGCUUGCCAAUGAUGGUGAUUCAACUGUUACAUCACCACCAUCUGGGGUGAAUGCAGGCUCACCUACAUCUCAGAAGCAUCUUUGUUCCAACUCAAGAGCACAGGCCAUCAGCCAACACCGACAAGAGAUGAUCAAAAUGGUUGAUGACAUGCCAGAAACCAUCAAUGAGCUUUCCCUACGAGAUCUUGUGGAGUUGCCCAAGAUUGCGAAUUUCAUACAGGACACUCCAGAGAAAAAGAGAGAAGACAAGAUUCUGAGUGCGGAGGAGCAAAAGAAGGCAAAGAAGGGGAUGAGGAGGGUUCCAAAGAGCAAGAGCAUGUACAAUGGAGCUUUCCUUCUAAAAAUGUUCUUCCCAGUAUCUUUGGGUGGAAGGAGGAAGAGCUCUGUAACCUCUCGUUCCUCUUUGCCGAAGCCUAUGCUGACAGAUGGCGAGAAGGGCAUGCUGGAGAAGAAUACUGAUGGCAAGUGGUGGAAGGAGAAUGAGUUGAGCUAUUUGAGCCAAAACAAUCGCACCGACGGUCGAGGAAGGAGAAAGAAUGGCUGUUAUUCCUUUUUCCAGAGUACCAAGAAUAAAAGCUAGAGAGAUUUGAGGGUGGAAGCACUCAAUGGAAUGAAAUGAACAAAGUUGUAAAAUUCGUUGUUUUAAUUCUGGGAAACACCUCAUAUUAUGAUUAUAUAAUAACUGCCUGCACAGAGGAGCCUGGCUUGUAGAGAUUUUCGUUUCAUUUUCCCUUCUUGUUUUCUAAUUAAAAUUACCUUUUACAAAGAUAUGUAAAUGAUAAAGGAUAUACUUUU
Molecule: messenger RNA, 7525 nt
Organism: Phoenix dactylifera (date palm)
Lineage: Eukaryota; Viridiplantae; Streptophyta; Magnoliopsida; Arecales; Arecaceae
Source: RefSeq, a predicted model, not a curated record